AUCAGUUUGUCACUACAUCAUCUCUCCUUGGAAAUUCCACUUCUCUCACUUACUCUCUUAAAACCCUAAAUCAGUUUCAGAGUUCCUUCUUUUGCUGAAAUUUGUCGAAAAUGGCACCGAAUCCUAAGAUUAAGAAUGCCUGUGACGCUAUGAAGCUUUUAGGAAUAUCAGAGACGAAAACAAGGGCCUUUCUCAGGAAACUUCUCAAGGCCUAUGAUAAUAACUGGGAUUUCAUUGAAGAUGAAGCCUAUAAGGUCCUUCUUGAUGCAAUCUUCGACGAGGCUGAUGCCCAGAGUGUAGCAACCAGCAGGGGAAGGAGGAAAGCUCCUGAGCAAACUCAGCCUUUGGUACAAGAUGAGGAGGACGAUAUGGAUGAAGAUGAAACUCCAUUGAAAAGGAGGUUGCGUAGUAAACGUGGAAGAUGUUCUGAAAACAACACAAACCUUAGCGAAUGCAGUCCCAAAUCACAGAAGCCCAACAAAUAUGAUCCCAAGACUCAGCCUGAAGAGGAAGAGGAAGAUGAAGAUGAUGAUGUGACUGAAUUACCUCCGUUAAAGAGGUACUUACGCAGAAGUGGUGAAAGAGGAUUGGCAAGUCCUAGCUCCAGCAGUCGCACGUCAAUGGAGCCCGAAGAAGUACCACCAAUGCUUCUAUUGCCAGCUGAUCCUAUACAAGAAGAAAGGGACUCUGAGGCCGGUGCACUUAUUAUCCUCAAUGAUGAGCCCAAUAUUGAUCAUAAGCCUGUGAUUUUAGGAAACUGUUCAGCUCCCAUGCUUGAAAUGCAGAUAUCAAAUAUACAUGUGGAGGAACGGGAUAGGGAAACUAAAGAUAUUCUCAAUGAUACUAUUGCCAUGGAUGUGUCUCCUUCAGUUAUUGGGGAAUCUAGUGAGCAUAAGGUUACCGCUGCUUCAGUUGAAUUAGCUUCUUCGACUUCUGGUGAGGUGAAGAUUUGUCUAAGUUUUGCGCCUGUAACUGGAGAAACAACGAAUUUGUGUUUGCCUUCUAUGGAGGAUCUUCGGAGAGCAAUGGAGGAGAAGUGUCUCAAGUCGUACAAAAUUGUUCACCCCAAGUUUUCGGUCCUUGGGUUCAUGAAGGACAUGUGUAGCUGUUACAUAGACUUGGCAAAGAAUUCAACCAGCCAGUCACUUGAAACAGUAACCGUAUAUGACAUGAGUAAGGCGGGCGAUGAAAGCGGUGCAGCUGGCAUUUCGAUGGGGUUGGUGGUUGUUCCUGAAUGCGAGAUCUCUGAAGAUGGCUUGAGAGCAAUUAGCAACAUGAAGGACAUUACGGCUGGUGAAGAAAAUGUUGAGAUUCCAUGGGUGAAUGAGAUCAACGACAAGGUUCCUUCAUGUUUCCGUUACAUGCCUCACAGCUUUGUGUUUCAAGAUGCUCCAGUUAAAUUUUCGCUCUCAAGUUUCUCGGAUGAGCAAUGCUGCUCCUCUUCCUGUAUCGAAGAUUGCCUGGCUUCUCAAAUGUCGUGCAAUUGUGCAAUUGCUGUUGAUAACGGGUUUGCGUACUCAUUAGAUGGCUUACUCAAAGAAGAAUUCAUGGAAGCUCGGAUCUCUGAGGCCCGUGAUCAACGGAAACAGGUGCUGCAAUUCUGUGAAGAGUGCCCAUUGGAGAGAGCUAAAAAGGUUGAGAUUUUGGAACCAUGUAAAGGGCAUCUGAAGAGGAGAGCCAUUAAAGAGUGUUGGAUUAAAUGUGGUUGCACUAAGAGAUGCGGUAACCGAGUGGUACAAAGAGGAAUACACAACAAAUUACAGGUGUUUUUCACGCCAAAUGGGAAAGGUUGGGGCCUAAGGACGUUGGAGAAGCUGCCUAAAGGCGCAUUUAUUUGUGAGUACAUUGGAGAGAUAUUGACGAUUCCGGAGUUAUACCAGCGUAGCUUCGAAGAUAAACACACUUGUCCUGUGAUAUUGGAUGCACGUUGGGGUUCUGAAGAAAGGUUAGAGGAUGACAAAGCUCUGUGUCUUGAUGGGACGCAUUAUGGAAAUAUAUCAAGGUUCCUUAACCACAGAUGUCUUGAUGCAAACUUGAUCGAGAUCCCAGUUCAAGUCGAGACUCCGGAUCAGCAUUAUUAUCAUCUUGCAUUCUUCACUACACGAGACAUCGAGGCAAUGGAGGAACUCACAUGGGAUUAUGGCGUUGACUUCAACGAUGAUGACUCUCUGAUGAAACCCUUUGAUUGUCUGUGUGGUAGCAGAUUUUGCAGGAACAAGAAGCGACCAAAGAGUGAGUAAUAUCAUCAGAGUUUGCUGAUUCUGUUACAUGGGACUGAGUAAUAUCAAUUCUGUAUCUCACUGAGUAUUUUUUUUAAUUACUUUUGUUAUGUUUCAGAGAUUAUGCAGAUUAUGAACAAGGCAUGAGAGGCUAAUGACGAAGAAAAGAUGUGAGACCCU
This is a messenger RNA of Arabidopsis arenosa, 2399 nucleotides long. NCBI's taxonomy places the organism in Eukaryota, Viridiplantae, Streptophyta, Magnoliopsida, Brassicales, Brassicaceae. The record is from the annotation of a GenBank genome assembly.